AGGAGGUCCAGCGCCUCGUGGUGCAGCAGCAGCGCGGGGUGGACGAGGAGCUGGAGGUGCUGCGCAGGCAGUUUGGCCGCCAGGAGGACCUCUUCGCGCAGUUCGAUGCCCGCCAGCGCGGCGUGCCGCUGCAGCGGCCGAGGCGGCGCGACAGGGAUCCGAACGAGACGCGGUGCCCCACGUGUGGCCAGUUCAACACCCGCUACGGCGGCCUGAACCACGCCAGGUGCCGCACCUGCCGCAACUCGUACUGCCACCACUGCCUCAGGCGCAUCCAGGGCGUGGUCGCGAGCCACUUCAUGGGCGAGGGGGCGUGCCCUCAGCACGAGGCCCGUACAGAAGCCGCCGAGUAGCGCGCGGCCCGUGCAGGGGCAAAAGGUGGCAUCUCUGCAGGGUGCGAGUGUUCGGUCGACGGUCUGCCGUGUGCCUACGUGUGUGGGUCCGCCCAAAGUUGCAGCACACGUGGUUCGAGUCAUUCUUUAUUCCUCCUUUGAAGACUAUUUCGCAUAAGUUGUCCAGGAGGGUCAGGAGUAGCAUCA
Molecule: messenger RNA, 539 nt
Organism: Prorocentrum cordatum
Lineage: Eukaryota; Dinophyceae; Prorocentrales; Prorocentraceae
Source: the annotation of a GenBank genome assembly